UUCCCCACCAGGUGUCAGUGUGUGUGUGAGUGAAUCAUUACAGUGGUGUCUACUGCCGGGACUCAGCCACUGUCAGGUGGCUGGCAGGGUGGUGCCCUCACCCAUCAAUAUCCCCCCACCCUGGGGCUCAGGAGGAGGAGUCACACACACAGGACAUGUGAAACAGGCCUGCACAACCAAGAUGGCUGACUUCUUCAGUUUUCUCCAGUCGACCUUGAGUCAGGAAAAACAAAUGGAAGAUGCUGUCAACAACAAUGACAUGGACCGUGUCUGUGAACUCAUCAAGGACUACAAGAUCAACAACAAGGUUCAGCAACAAGGCGGCAACACUGCUCUCCACCUUGCCACCAGACUUGGACAUAAAGAAAUCGUAAAGAAGCUCCUUGAAGCAGGAGCUGAUCCCAUGUUGAAAAACGACUUUAAUUUGACGCCUAUUGACACUGCUACAAGGAAGAGUCAUCAGGACUGUCUCAUACUUCUAUUACGUUACGCUACAAACUUCCCAGCAAUCAGCGUCAUGUGGUUGCAAUCAGGAGGAUCCAUGAUACUCUGGAAAGAAGCCACCGAUGUUGUCAUGGGAACACUGUUGUGUGCCACACCCAAUUUUGGAUCCACUCGGAGUAAUACACAGAACAAUUUAUUUUUCCGACUGGUAGAUACGAAAAUGUUACACAGUUUGAAACUCCUGGUGAUGACGGGGUACAAGCUAACAAAUGAACAGAAGUUGAAACUUGAAUCAUCGGAUGAAAAGCAAUUUCUUGAAUGGCUGAAGUCGUAUCUAUUCAAGCCUCAGUCGUUACAGCAUUAUUGUCGCAUUGCAAUUCGACAAGCUUUUGAGUCUCGAUUCAACGUCUUCUAUGGGACGAGGUUUCUGCCCCUCCCAGCAUCACUACGGGACUUUGUUUGUCUGGACAGUGAACUCCAUUCCAUGGAGAAGAAGGAAAAGGAGAGCACCGAAGCCAGUGACGAGAUGUAGACACGUUCCAGUCAACUCAACGUCUUUCAGUGAAUUGGAGUAAUGGGCCAAAACAGAUUGGUUGAAAUCUUUGUCUCUUUCCCAAAAGUAAAUGUAUGGAUUGCAAUAUGGUUUAAAAUUGUCUUAAAAGUCUACGGACCCAAAUGAAUGCUUCACUGUCUGUUAUGUCUAUGAAGUCUGAUAACAAGCAUUAGAAAAAUUACUUAAAAGCAGGUGAGUCAGAAUGAGAGGCAACGCUGUAAUGACCCAACUAUAAGUCUACAAGUUUCUGAUAUUAUUUUAUUUCAAUCUAAACUGUACGUACUCACUAGUCCAACAGGAAACCAAGACAUUGCCCAGAGUCGGACUUCAGGAGGACAAUCAAUGAAGACACUGUGAUACAAAGUGGAUAAACACAGGGCAAGGCAUCAUGUUGGCUUCCACUACCGGGUAUAUUACGCAAGUCUUAAGAGUGAUACUGAGAUAUUUCACAUUAGUUUCAUGUGUCAGACGUAAUUGGUUUGGAUGAACAUACAAGGAGAGAAUGAUUCCAGUCUAAACUGGAGUGGUGCAUGUUAUGUCAAUAUUGAGAAUGAAAAUUGAUUGUUGAUUGGCUAUUUUGUUAUAUAUUUCUUUGUGACUGACUUAUAAGUAUGUUGCAGUUUGUUACUCUAUGUGUCAAUGAUAUAAUUUUGUUAACUUUAUACCAGUGCAUGUAUUUUUCAUAAACACAAGAAGCCAAUUUUCAUGUGAGUUUCUUACUCUGGAGAAGGAUUCCACUAUGCUAGUUCUUGAUGCGAAGUGUGUGCAGGCAAAGGGGAGGUAACUCUUAAGUGUGUGUCAUCCUGAUUAACAUGAAUUAUGAUUUAUGUUUGGGAUUUGCUUUAUUAUGAUCUAUACAAAUUUGCAAAUGCUGAUACAACUUGCAUAUCAAAAUAUUUUUGCUUCCUUCAUACAGUAUUAAAUUCAAAGAUUCUACUAAAUGUAGCCAUAUCUUACAACUUAGGUGCUGGAAAGAUUAUUUUCCUACAAUUGUGUGCAUAAUUAGUAACUUUGUUAACCAAGAAGAUCAAGUGAGGAAAGUAGCAAUGGUUGUGAGGAAACUAGCUUUAAUACAGUAUAGCGAGACAUGAUAUAGCUGGUGGAAGACAGUGUCUGUGUGGUUGAUGUGUACAGUUUUUGUGGAGAUUAUGAAAUGUUAAAAUACCGCUAUGAAGGGAACAUACCUCUGAUGUACUUGUAAAAUUGCAUAUAAUGCACAAUGUUUCUUGUUAAAACCCUUUUCUUGUUUGCACCCGUGAAGAUCCGGGUUCAUUUAUUAAAAAAAAUAAAAGUAGAUGGUCAGUAAGUCCCAAGUUUUAACAGUAUGAAAAGUGUGAUUAUCUCUGUUGUGUAUGUUCCAACGAUAUUGUUUCUAUGAGAUGAGUACUGGAGAGCAUUAUUAUUAUUAUUAUAGGAUAUUUAUAUAGCGCACAUAUCCACGUAUCUAGUACGUGCUCAAGGGCUGACAUUUUCCCCCUCGAUCACUGGACGUCAGUCUCAACGACGCAUCAUAUUAUCAAUCUGAACUCCCUGGGGAUCAUACAACUCUUGCUGCCACUAGGCGCACCGAGUUAUUGCGGCUUUCUCAUCCUUACGAGGUAUACUGCCUUGCUAGACGCACUGCUGUUAGUUGUCAUAUCAUACCCUGAAUUUAGCUGUCAUAUCAGUACCCUGAAUUUAGCUGUCAUAUCAGUACCCUGAAUUUAGCUGUCAUAUAAGUACCCUGAAUUUAGCUGUCAUAUCAGUACCCUGAAUUUAGUUGUCAUAUCAUUUAUGUAAGUACCCUGAAUUUAGCUGUCAUAUCAGUACCCUGAAUUUAGCUGUCAUAUAAGUACCCUGAAUUUAGCUGUCAUAUAAGUACCCUGAAUUUAGCUGUCAUAUAAGUACCCUGAAUUUAGCUGUCAUAUAAGUACCCUGAAUUUAGCUGUCAUAUAAGUACCCUGAAUUUAGCUGUCAUAUAAGUACCCUGAAUUUAGCUGUCAUAUCAGUACCCUGAAUUUAGCUGUCAUAUCAGUACCCUGA
Haliotis rubra (blacklip abalone) is the source of this 3019-nucleotide messenger RNA. RefSeq lists its product as uncharacterized. The transcript has 2 exons. Gene Ontology annotation, molecular function: RNA binding; RNA nuclease activity; protein binding. Bases 182 to 976 code for a protein of 264 amino acids. Gene Ontology annotation, biological process: intracellular signal transduction; RNA processing. NCBI's taxonomy places the organism in Eukaryota, Metazoa, Mollusca, Gastropoda, Lepetellida, Haliotidae. The record is from RefSeq and is a predicted model, not a curated record.